AUGAAGAUUGAUUCUGUGCUACUUGCCGCGGUCGUUACGCCCCUUUUCGGCACUGUGGGUGCCUUCCCAGGCGGUGCGGGAGAUUGUCCUGAAGCUCGUGCCGCAGUGGGAGGUCCUCACUUGGGUUUCCCUACCGUGACCACUGGAUCGCUAGAAGAAGGUCAACUCCAGUUUGAAGUAAAUGGGGGAUCACUCGCCGUGGGAGAGCCCAAUGAAAUCACCGUCGGUGACAUGCACACGUGGACUUUGGAAAUAACUGAUGGCAUCUACAGAGGCUUUUUGGUUCGUCUUGGUGGCGGUGAUUCUGGUGUGGACACCGUAGAAUCCAUCAAAUCAGAUCUGGACAUUGUCCAGCCAGCUUCAGCUUGCGAAAAUUUCCAAGUUGGCGGUGUAACUCACACGAACGCAGAGGACAAGACAAUCAUCGAAGGGACUCUCAGCGUUGACGCCAAGAGUGCAAACAUGCCUCUAGAUGUUACCGUUGUGAUUGAAAAUACCAAUGGUGUGUCUAUCUAUUACUACACUGGGUAUCAACUCACUGCUGUCGACUCAGCUGGUUUGGAAACUCCGGGACCUGAGACUGCCGUACCCACGGAAGCAGAAUCUGAAGCUGAGGGAGAAGAAACAGAGGCACCAGGAACAGAUGUCCCUGCCGAAGAAACAGAAGCACCCGCCGAGGAAACAGAAGCUCCUGCUGAGGAAACAGACGCACCUGCCGAGGAAACAGACGCCCCUGCUGAGGAAACAGACGCCCCUGCACCCGAUGAUGGAGAGGAAACCGAGGCUCCCGCCGAGACAGUUGCGCCCACAGAAGCAGAAACUGUCGCAGUUGGUGAACUACCUGUAGAACCAGGACCAGAAAUUCCUGGCCCUGAAGAGGAAACCGAAGCUCCAGAAGAGCCCGACGUAGAGACCGGUGCGCCUGAUGAGACCGAUGCUCCCGAAGAGCCCGACGCAGAGGAGACCGAUGCUCCAGGAGAGCCUGACAUGACAGAUGUCCCAGACAUGACAGGUGCUCCUGGGGAACCAGAGAUGGGGCUCCCAAUUGGUCCAGGUCCUGCCGACUUGCCGCUUAGCGACGAGGCAGAUUGUUCGAUGGAGACACCAUGUGGACUCUGCCAAGGAGAUUGCAAUUCGGAUAAUGACUGUGAAGAUGGAUUGAUUUGCUACAAAAGACCUGGCGACGAUACAUCAACAGUACCAGGUUGCUCUGGGGAAGGUGUCCCAGGCAGCGAUUAUUGCAUUGUUUUUGCCGACGGGACACUCAUAAUUCGCGAUCAGCAAUGUUCCGAGACCAAUCCCUGUUCAACCUGCGAAGGUGAUUGUGAUUCGGAUUUCGAAUGUGAGGAUGGAUUGGUUUGCCGUGAGCGAGACGUUGGCACAAAUGAUGCAGUUCCUGGGUGUCUUGGUCUUGGUAUUCCUGGAUUGGAUUACUGUUACGUUCCUGCCAUGCGAAAAGUUCGGCAUCUCUUGAGGAAGAGUGUAUAA
Seminavis robusta is the source of this 1488-nucleotide messenger RNA. The record is from the annotation of a GenBank genome assembly. Lineage: Eukaryota; Bacillariophyta; Bacillariophyceae; Naviculales; Naviculaceae.